This is a messenger RNA of Lactuca saligna, 480 nucleotides long. The record is from the annotation of a GenBank genome assembly. Lineage: Eukaryota; Viridiplantae; Streptophyta; Magnoliopsida; Asterales; Asteraceae.
AUGGCGGCAAAGAAGAUCUACAAUGAAGACCAACUGGUUCGAUUUCUCCCUAAAAAUGGUGCUUCUCCUAAAUCCGAGUUUACUUUUCACUCUCUGAGUUUGUUUUCUCCCCAAUUGAUGCAUCCACCUUCUCAUCUUGCUCCCUCUACCAGGAACCUUGAUUUUAUAAGAAAUAGUAUCUUUAUUGGAGUUAAUCGCAAGUGGGUCUGGGGGGCAAACAAAAGGUCCCAUACUAGCUCUGAUGAAGAGGAGGGAACCCGAGACCCAAAUGUUGCUCCCACUGAUUUUACUAGUCAGGAAGCUAAGGUUAUAAAUCAUCAACAAUAUGAUGAAAAGGCGGAUGUUUUUAGUUUUGCGAUUGUUUUAUGGGAGCUUGUGAUAGCCAAGGUUCCUUAUAAGAAGAUGACACCAUUGGAUCCAUUAGAAGAGGAUGCUGAGACGCUCUUCUCACCAUCGUUCAUCUCCAAAAUAUGGGGUUAG